ACAAUUACUCUACAACUCAGAACAGCAACUGCUGAGGCUGUCUUGGGAAGAGGAUGAUCCUAAACAAAGCUCUGAUGCUGGGGGCCCUCAUACUGACCACCAUGAUGAGCCCCUGUGGAGGUGAAGACAUUGUGGCUGACCACGUUGCCUCUUACGGUGUAAACUUGUACCAGUCUUAUGGUCCCUCUGGCCAGUUCACCCAUGAAUUUGAUGGAGAUGAGGAGUUCUACGUCGACCUAGGGAAAAAGGAGACUGUCUGGCGAUUGCCUGUGUUCAGCACAUUUACAAGUUUUGACCCGCAGGGCGCACUGACAAACAUCGCUGUGACGAAACACAACUUGGACAUCCUGAUUAAACGCUCCAACUCUACCGCUGCUAUCAAUGAGGUUCCUGAGGUCACAGUGUUUUCCAAGUCUCCUGUGGCACUGGGUCGGCCCAACACCCUCAUCUGCCUUGUAGACAACAUCUUUCCUCCCGUGGUCAACAUCACAUGGUUGAGCAAUGGGCACUCAGUCACAGAAGGUGUUUCUGAGACCAGCUUCCUCUCCAAGAGUGAUCAUUCCUUCUUCAAGAUCAGUUACCUCACCUUCCUCCCUUCUGAAGAUGAGAUUUAUGACUGCAAGGUGGAGCACUGGGGCCUGGAGGAGCCUUUUCUGAAACACUGGGAGCCUGAGAUUUCACCCUCUGUGUCAGAGUUCACAGAAUCUGUGGUCUGUGCCCUGGGGUUGUCUGUGGGCUUCGUGGGCAUUGUGGUGGGCACUGUCUUCAUCAUCCGAGGCCUGCGUUUAGCUGGUGCUUCCAGACGCCAAGGGCCCUUGUGAGUCCCAUCCUGGAAGGGGAGGUGCAUCACCAUCUACAGGAGCAGAAGAAUCGACUUGCUAGGUGACCUAGCACGGUUUUCUGGCCUGAUUUAUCAUAUCCCUUUUCUCCUCAAAAUGGUUUUCCUCUCACCUGUUCUCUGGGACUUCAGCUGCUGUAUCUCCUCAGAGCUCACAAAUGCCUUUGAAUUCUUUCCUCCUGAUUUUUUUUUUCUUUUCUCAAAUGUUACCUACUAAGAGAUGCCUGGGGUAAGCCACUCAGCUGCCUAAUUCCUCAGUAACCUCAAUCUAAAAUCUCCAUGGAAGCAAUAAUUUCCCUUUAUGAAAUCUAUGCCAAAUUUUUCAAUCUUUCAUCCAGGGCUGACUGAAAGCAUGGCUAAGAAUUGGGAGACUCUUAUGUUUCAAGCCUAUUUAAUCUCAUUUCCCAGGUCAUAUUUUAUGUCCAGUAACACAGAAGCAACCAAGUACAUUAUAGCCUGAUAAUAUAUUGAUUUCUUAGCUGAUGUUAAUUCUUCUUUCUUCCAUGUGUUUCCACCCUUGGCACUGCCACCCACCCCUCAAUUCAGGCAACAAUGAAGUUAAUGGAUACCCUCUGCCCUUGGUUCAGAAUUGUUAAAGCAAAAAUUUUAAAACCAAAAA
Molecule: messenger RNA, 1457 nt
Organism: Saimiri boliviensis boliviensis (Bolivian squirrel monkey)
Lineage: Eukaryota; Metazoa; Chordata; Mammalia; Primates; Cebidae
Product: HLA class II histocompatibility antigen, DQ alpha 1 chain-like
Biological process (GO): immune response; antigen processing and presentation
Cellular component (GO): membrane; MHC class II protein complex
Source: RefSeq, a predicted model, not a curated record